Bufo bufo (common toad) is the source of this 1116-nucleotide messenger RNA. RefSeq names its product melanin-concentrating hormone receptor 1-like. Gene Ontology annotation, biological process: neuropeptide signaling pathway. Gene Ontology annotation, cellular component: neuron projection; membrane. Bases 1 to 1116 code for a protein of 371 amino acids. Lineage: Eukaryota; Metazoa; Chordata; Amphibia; Anura; Bufonidae. Gene Ontology annotation, molecular function: neuropeptide binding; melanin-concentrating hormone receptor activity. The transcript has a single exon. The record is from RefSeq and is a predicted model, not a curated record.
AUGCUCAGCACUGCUGUAAACUCUGUGAUCCUUUCAUCACUAAAUCUCGCUGAUUCAGAUCUGUUUGUCCACACAGUGUUCAGUAGAAGACAGGAACACGACAGUAUCGUCCUUCCGGUCAUUUUUGGAAUCAUAUGUUUGGUGGGCACCAUCGGGAACUGCAUCGUCAUCUACACCAUAACCAAGAAGCCAAAGGGGAACCACAACAUCGCCGACAUCUUCAUUGUAAGCCUGUCGGUGACCGACCUCCUCUUCUUGCUUGGAAUGCCAUUUUUGAUCCACCAGCUACUGGGCAAUGGCGUCUGGCGUUUUGGGGCCACCAUGUGUACGAUCAUCACCGCUUUGGAUGCCAACAGCCAAUUUGCCAGUACCUACAUCCUCACCGCCAUGUCAGUUGACCGCUACCUUGCCACAGUACACCCCAUCCGCUCUUCGUACGUGCGGACAACCUGUGCGGCAGCCAUGGUCAUCCUGCUGUUGUGUCUCUGCUCUCUGAUCACCAUCAUCCCAGUCUUCAUGUACACCCAACUCAUCGAGCUUCCAGAUGGCAACGCCGGCUGCGGCAUCAUCCUGCCCAACUUGUCCAUUGAUAUUUACUGGUACACCCUCUACCAGUUCUUCUUGGCUUUCGUCAUCCCUCUACUCAUCAUCUGUGUGGUCUACCUCAAGAUCCAGAAGCAUAUCUCAUGCGUGGUGGUCCCUCUACCCCAAAGGAAUUUCCGAGUCCGAUCCAAGAAGAUCACGAGAACGUCUGUGACUAUCUGCUCUGCCUUCUUCAUAUGUUGGGCUCCAUAUUAUAUCCUACAGCUGGUGCACCUCAAGGUGGAAGAUCCCACCGUCGAAUUUCUAUAUGCCUACAACGUGGCCAUUAGCCUCGGCUACGCCAACAGCUGCAUCAACCCCUUCAUAUACAUUGUCUUGAGCGACACCUUCAAGAGGCAUCUGAUUAAGGCGGUGUGCCCGGGGCACCAGCAGAGAAGAGGGGAGCGGCAUGCCACCAGCGAGGUCAGCCCAUCCGUCAGGAUAUGCUCGGUACCAACUCAAGAGACCUCCUUAAGCAUGAUGUACUCCAACAAUAUAGACAAUUAUAUCUCUCUGUCCGUUUCCGUUCCAUGA